Messenger RNA from Drepanopeziza brunnea f. sp. 'multigermtubi' MB_m1, 1245 nucleotides. NCBI's taxonomy places the organism in Eukaryota, Fungi, Ascomycota, Leotiomycetes, Helotiales, Drepanopezizaceae. The record is from RefSeq and is a predicted model, not a curated record.
AUGCUGCUCCGGUGGCCAGUCGACUUUCGCCAGCAGUCUAUUCCUAUCUUAACCGAGCCAGUCUGUAUCGACUUGAAGCUAUCCGGCAAUGAGCUCUAUACCCUUUCAGUAUUGAUAUCAUCUCCUGAGGUCGACGCAUGGAUUUCUCAGUACGGUGACAUCAGCGGAUGGUAUAGAAUUCAUUCUGCAUAUCUAUGGGCGCUUUUUGGCUGGGAAGCUUCUUGGUCGGAAGGAAGUAUAAUACUCCAGCGUAUUAUCCACAGUUUGAUGGAAGAUAAGAUCUGGGAUAUAUGGAGCUGUAAGUACGCGCAAGACAUACUGGCGAAGCCCGCCACCAUGGAGGCUGCUGUUUCCGAGGUGGAUAUAAAAGCCCCUAUCAAGACCUCCGCUAUACAUUCUAGUACCAAGAUGGAUAAGACUCAGAUGCUCAAGCCUAUUUGCCAUCCGCCAACUUCGAACCGAAACUUAUGGAGGGGCGCUUGUUAUUGCUAUUGCAUUACCUUCGCGAUCUUGGCUUUAAUAGGGGCUCUUGGCAUCGCAAUGAUAUUAUCGCAUUCUGUCAAUUGUGCUCAGCCGAAGGAGACAACCAUACACACUGUUUAUAUGCUUCAAGAAACGCCAAUAUCAGUCACCGAACCCGUACCUUUUAGCUUGAUUAAUUCUGUAUCUUUAUCUCUUACGCCUCUUGCUAUGGUUAUAAGAACAAUAGCUAUAAGAGCACAGGAAUCAUCGAUAGACCUUACGCCUUCUAUUACGAUCGGAUCUGAAGCUGUCUCUUUCCUACCUUUGCCAAUAGCCUCCGGUUUACCAACAGUUUCUUAUCCCGACCCUUUAAGAAAUAUAUUUCUUUCAGCUGGUACUUGUCCUGUAAUAUCACAAACACGGAAUACCGAGUCAAGUGGAGUAUACCUUGCAGCGUCAAAGCCGACAUUCGAUUCUACGGUAUCUGCUCCGCCUCCGCCUUUUGCUACACCUUAUCCAUCCGUGCAAUACGAGAUCAAUCCGCAUAUAGUAACUAUCGUCGCACCAUCAGUCAUCUUGUUGAUAUUACAGUCCAUCUGUGCUGUACUAUCGAGCUUUCUACUUAUCCAAGGGCUUAGAAGGCUUUGCAAGAAGAUGUACGAUUUUUAUACUCAGCCAGCUACCAGUACGAUUGAAAAUACGUUCUUUACAAAUCUCUGGAGUGAUGACGAUGCUAUUAGGCAAUGGGACGAUUGGUUGAGUCAAUCUAUUAGGAAUAUGUAA